Molecule: messenger RNA, 2067 nt
Organism: Lentinula edodes (shiitake mushroom)
Lineage: Eukaryota; Fungi; Basidiomycota; Agaricomycetes; Agaricales; Omphalotaceae
Exons: 17
Coding region: 1-2067 (688 amino acids)
Biological process (GO): carbohydrate metabolic process
Source: RefSeq, a predicted model, not a curated record
AUGUUUUCUGUUUUCAUUCUAUUCGUCCCAUUACUGUUCGUCGCGCCCGCUCGAUGCGUGGAUUGGACAUCGACGCCUUUCAACCCCCCUUCCUUCCCGUUGGCAGUACGAAGCCCUUACCUUUCGGCGUGGCUUCCUCAGGGAAAUGGCUCAGCUUUGAAUGAUGCUUGGCCUCAGUUCUGGACCGGGCAGAUUCUCGGAUGGGCCGGCUUCGUUAACGUAGAUGGGACAUCUUAUAUUUUCCUGGGUGAUGCCAGUGUGUCCAGCGCAUCUUUCAAUAAAGCAACUCAAAAGAGCGCUAACUUCACGGCUACUCAAAGCACAUUCGUUCUUUCUGCUGGAUCUGUUGAUCUUACAGUCCGUUUCCUCAGUCCUGUCGAGCCUAGCGAUUUUACUAAACAAUCCAUGCCUUUUGCCUACAUGGCAAUUUCAGCUGCAUCAAACGACGGGAGCUCUCAUGCCGUUCAGAUCUAUAGCGACAUAAGUGCAGAAUGGAUUUCCGGCAAUACUUCCCUAGCCGCAAACUGGUCAACUUCGACGGAGGACGUACUCACGCAUCAGAUCCAGCUACAAAAUUCCGCUCCUUUUUCUGAAAUUGAUGACCGUGCACAAUACGGAUCCGCGUACUAUUCUACGCUGAACCAAUCUGGAAUAACAUACCAGACUGGAGAGGAUAUCAUUGUUCGAGCACAAUUCAUCAACAACGGCAAAUUAAACAAUGUAUUGGACACCAACUUUCGCGCCAUAUCCGAUGACUGGCCUGUUUUUGCCUAUGCUCAUGAUCUUGGCACUGUUUCCAACGAUGCGACGACCCCUGUUGUCAUUGGUGUGGGUUUUGUGAGAGAUCCAGCAUUAGAGUAUAUCGUCGCAAAUGGGGCACUUCAGAACAGAAGUUCAUACUUUCUGAACUCCUUCACUUCUCCUUCGGAUGCUAUGACAUCUUUCUUGCAAGAUUAUGACAAUGCACUCGAUCGUGCCUUCGCUUUCGACGCACAAGUAGACAGCGACGCUUCGACAAUCUCUUCCGACUACGCUGGCUUAGUAUCUCUUUCCAUUAGGCAGCUCCUUGGAGCCAUAGAGAUAACGCUUUCGAAGAAUAGCGACGGUUCCUUCAACACCAGCGACGUGAUUGUCUUCUUGAAAGAAAUAUCUAGUGAUGGAAAUGUCAACACUGUCGACGUCGUAUUCCCCUCGUGGCCGGGUCUACUCUACCUCAAUCCGGACCUCGGGAAGCUUCUCCUCGAAGGCCUUUUAGCAUAUCAGGCUACUGGACAAUACCCGAACAAGUGGAGCGUUCACGACCUUGGAGCAACAUAUCCGAAAGCCGUCGGCCAUAAUGACGGACAAGAUGAGGCCAUGCCUGUGGAAGAGAGUGGUAAUAUGGUAAUCAUGGCUCUUAGCUACGCAAUCAAGAGUGGAGAUACAUCCCAACUUGCCAAAUACGAAUCGCUUCUUGACCAAUGGACUCAAUUCUUAAUUGAAGAUUCGCUCGUUCCCAAUAAUCAACUCAGCACCGAUGAUUUCGCUGGGACUUUAGCUAAUCAAACUAAUCUUGCAAUCAAGGGGAUCGUCGGAAUCGCAGCAAUGGCCAAGAUUGCAGCUCUUCUUGGUGAUACAUCCAAAAGCUCCAAUUAUAGUUCAAUUGCUUCUUCGUAUGUCUCUAAGUGGCAAGCUUUCGCUACGUCCUCCGAGGGGGAUCAUUUGACUCUCAAUUACGGGAACGACUCAUCUUGGGGGUUGUCUUAUAACCUGUAUGCCGACAAGCUCCUCCAACUGAAUGUUUUCCCCGAAUCCGUAUACACCAUGCAAACUGAAUGGUAUAAAUCCGUUCAAAAUACUUAUGGUGUUCCCCUUGACACACGUCAUACAUACACGAAAUCAGACUGGCAAAUAUUCUCUGCCGGUAUCAUGACUGAUACUAGUGUUCGGGACAUGUUCAUCUCAUCGGUGACAAAGUUUGCCUCAAGUGGGAUGAGUUCGCAGCCGCUCACGGAUUGGUACGACGCCGCUUCUGGUAUGCCCGAAACAUUUCGCGCCAGACCUGUUGUCGGGGGACACCGUAAGUGA